This is a messenger RNA of Trifolium pratense (red clover), 1200 nucleotides long. Its product is annotated as probable transcription factor At5g28040. The record is from RefSeq and is a predicted model, not a curated record. The coding region runs from base 1 to 1200 and encodes 399 amino acids. Gene Ontology annotation, biological process: regulation of DNA-templated transcription. NCBI's taxonomy places the organism in Eukaryota, Viridiplantae, Streptophyta, Magnoliopsida, Fabales, Fabaceae. The transcript has 2 exons. Gene Ontology annotation, cellular component: nucleus.
AUGACGCAUCAUGUGAAUGUGGAGAUGCCGUGUGGAUUAGGGCUUUACGUAAUUUGGACCAAGUACGGCCCAUGUGAUUUCCCUAGUCUCGUGAAUUUAACUCAGUUGGUAGGACAUUGCAUUAUAUAUGUUGGAGCUGAGGUUCGAACCUCAGACAUCCCACUUAUCCACCUUAAAGGUGAAUUUCUAGCCAAUAGACUAAUUGACAAAGAAAACAAGAUUUCUCUAGGGCAUAUUCUAUCAUGUGACCAAUUGGAGAAUGUGGAUAAUGAGGAAAAGAACAAUUUUCUAAGUCCAUGCGACGUUGAUGAUGCACUUGAGGCUUCUGAUGCAAUCCCCGCUGUGACGGUGGCCUUGCCUGCCCCCACAGAUGACACAAACAUUGCCACCACCUCUACUGCUACCACUAUAGCAACACGCUCGACAAGACAACGCAAUAACAAGUAUUCAGGCGGCGUUAGACAAUAUCAGAGGCUAUGGACAAAGCAGGACGAGAUGGAACUGUUGAAGGGAUAUCUGGAUUACAUCAAGCAGCAAGGAAGAACAGCUACUACUCUUCAAAGCGACGUAGCUUCGUUCUACGAUCAAGUUAUGCCUAAAUUCAAUACAUAUUUCAAUAAGAAUCAGCUUGUUGAUAAACUACGUAGGUUAAAGAGAAAACACAAGAUGGUUUUGGACAAAAGCAAAGAGGUUCAGGUUUCUUUCAAAAUCCCACACGAACAGGCCAUUUUCGAAAUUUCUCACAAGAUUUGGGGCAAUGACACAGACCAUGAUGUUUUUGAUGUUGAUGAAUCAAGACAUGUUUCUGAAAGUCCUGAUCUUAUUGACAAUGUUAAGAUGAAGAAUGAAUAUGUUGACGAUUGUGAAGAAAUGGAUAAAAGGCCGCACAAACGUAUGAGGUUAACAACAGAUGAUGUGAACACAAAAAAUGACCAGAACUAUGGCGACGUUACUAGUAUACACGGCUUCAUUGAGGAAACCAUGAGGUCCUGUUUCCCACCAUUGUUGAAGGAAUUGUUGGAUGACGCUUCUGUAGAGCCUCUUGGCGCGUUGCCAAUGAUGUUAUCCACUGGGGAGGCGAGGGAUGAGCAAUGGUUAAAACGGAGGAUUUUGGAGCUUGAGGUGUAUUUGAAUCGAUUGGAGUUGUUGCAGGGUCAGAUCAAGGCUAGAUUAGAGGAGUUAAAAUCUAGCUUAGAUUGA